Molecule: messenger RNA, 1198 nt
Organism: Salvia miltiorrhiza (redroot sage)
Lineage: Eukaryota; Viridiplantae; Streptophyta; Magnoliopsida; Lamiales; Lamiaceae
Product: monothiol glutaredoxin-S15, mitochondrial
Exons: 6
Coding region: 302-889 (195 amino acids)
Source: RefSeq, a predicted model, not a curated record
UAGCCCAACAGCAGAAAAGCUCAACCCAACUCCUCUUUCUCUCUCCUUCACAUCUCUCCCACAUACACAACUCAUCUUCCCCCAACUCUUCUGCAACCUCUCCCUCUCACAAAUUCACCGCCUCGAACCUCCGGCGAGGUUCCGCCGACAGUCACUGCUGUUGCACAAGCAGCACCGCCACGCCCAUCCUUUCUCAUCCGACACUCCCCUUUUCCUAUCAAAUCGGCAAAAACCCGACUCUGCAAUCCUCUCUCUCUCUCUCUCAAGCGGCGGCGUGAAGGCUUGAACCAAUUUUGGGAGGAUGGCAAGAUCUUUAUCUAAUUUCCUUUACAAAGGCAUUGCUGCAUUUCCAGCUGCUAGUUCAACUGCAUCUGGAUCCUUCUAUCAGGGCAUACAUCGUUUUUCCACUUCUGUGCCCAGUGAUCCUGAUACACAUGAAGAUUUUAGACCCACGACUAAAGUUGGGAGUUCUGACAUGUCCUUGAAGGACAUUGUUGAGCAGGAUAUCAAAGAAAACCCUGUGAUGAUAUACAUGAAAGGGGUGCCAGAACUUCCUCGAUGUGGAUUCAGUGCACUAGCAGUGAGGGUCUUGAAAGAAUAUAAUGUUCCUCUAAGUGCAAGAAAUAUAUUAGAAGACCUUGAGCUAAAGAAUGCUGUAAAAUCCUUCAGCCACUGGCCGACAUUCCCUCAGAUAUUCAUCAACGGCGAGUUUGUUGGGGGAUCUGAUAUCAUUCUUAACAUGCAUCAGGUUUUUGUUUUCUACUUUGCUUUCCUCUCCUUUUUGUUCUGGAUUAAUCAACCUAUCCUUUUCAUUGUAAUAAUCUUGUUCGUCAUGCAGACUGGUGAAUUGAAGGAAAAACUGAAUGUCGAUGCAGAGAAACAGCAAUAAAACAGAUUUGUGCGCAGUUGCUGGAUGACGAGGAUGACCCCCUCCCUUUAUCCCAGAUUAUAUCUAUUGCUCGCCUAAUAAGGACAUGAAAAAUAAUGAAACUAGACAUCCAUGCAUUGUCAAAUAAUGGGAUUGGUUUUUCUUUCCUUGUUUUGUAGUGUCAUGUUGAUUAUAUACUAGAUAUAAUCACUUAGUUAUAUUGAGAGAAAAUAUCUAUGAUAUCCUUCUGCGUAACGGCUCAUUUUGUGGUUAAAUUAUUUUAAUAAAAUGCAGAGAGCAUGCAAAAUGCAUAGCAAGUUUCGAUUCUCA